Molecule: messenger RNA, 3573 nt
Organism: Coregonus sp. 'balchen'
Lineage: Eukaryota; Metazoa; Chordata; Actinopteri; Salmoniformes; Salmonidae
Source: the annotation of a GenBank genome assembly
CAGCACACACACCCCACCUUCCAUGCGCUCCGCAACCUGGACCAAGAGAUGAGCUUGUGCUACUCUCACCCAGGGUGCCCUCCCUUGCCGGCCCCAGUGGAAGGUAGGCAUGCACAGCCAGUGCUUUGGGACUCCUUACCCUCAGAGGUGAUAAAGUGUAUUUCAGUGGUGUUGUCAAAUGUCCUUUCUCAAAUGUUUUCCUCUCUCACACACACACACACACACACACACACACACAGUGGGAGUGAUCUGUGCUGCCCAGAUGACUGAGGGAGCCUGGUGGAGAGCGCAGGUGGUGGGUUACUAUGAAGACACCAAGGAGGUGGAGCUCCGCUAUGUGGACUAUGGAGGCUAUGUCAUGGUGAAGAUCGACACCCUCCGCCAAAUCAGGUGACACACACUCACUGUGGGGAAUCUAAAUAUAACUGGAAUAGGAGUUGACGUUGGAAUUAACCAGUGUUUCCAUUAGCUGGUAAAAGCAGCUUUUGGACAUUUCUUUUGUAUAAUUUUAUUAUGAAUAAUUUUUUUAUGCGUAAAACCAGACCAAAUAAAAAUGUGUCCGGCAGAAAAUAUCCUACUAUCAACAUCCUCUAUCAAUCACAUUGGCUAUUCAUGGACGUUGGUUCAGGUUCUUUCAAUCGCAUCAUCUCUCUACUCUGCCUGUCGGUUUUGAGAGCACGCUCUUGCUAGCAAACUUUCAACAUUGUAUUAACUGGUGCUGGCCAGCAAAGUUUCCCUCACCUGUAAGUCUCAAAUCAAAUCAAAUUUGAUUUGCCACAUGCGCCGAAUACAACAGGUGUAGACAUUACAGUGAAAUGCUUACUUACAAGCCCUUAACCAACAAUGCAGUUUAAGAAAAAAAAAAUAGCAAAUAAUUAAAGAGCAGCAGUAAAAUAAAAUAACAGUAGGGAGGUUAUAUACAGGGGGUACCGGUGCAGAGUCAAUGUGCGGGGGCACCGGUUAGUCGAGGUAAUUGAGGUAAUAUGUACAUGUCGGUAGCGUUAAAGUGACUAAGCAUAAAUAAUAAUCAACAGAGUAGCAGCAGCGUAAAAGAGGGGGUUGGGGUGGGGUGGAGGGGGCAAUGCAAAUAGUCCGGGUAGCCAUGAUUAGCUGUUCAGGAGUCUUAUGGCUUGGAGGUAGAAGCUGUUAAGAAUCCUUUUGGACCUAGUCUUGGUGCUCCGGUACCGCUUGCCGUACGGUAGCAGAGAGAACAGUCUAUGACUAGGGUGGCUGGAGUCUUUGAUCAUUUUGAGUGCCUUCCUCUGACACUGCCUGGUGUAGAGGUCUUGGAUGGCAGGAAGCUUGGCCCCAGUGAUGAACUGGGCCGUACGCACUACCCUCUGUAGUGCCUUGUGGUCAGAGGCCGAGCAGUUGCCAUACCAGGUAGUGAUGCAACCAGUCAGGAUGCUCUCGAUGGUGCAGCUGUAGAACUUUUUGAGGAUCUGAGGACCCAUGCCAAAUCUUUUCAGUCUCCUGAGGGGGAAUAGGCUUUGUCGUGCCCUCUUCACGACUGUCUUGGUGUGUUUGGACCAUGAUAGUUCGUUGGUGAUGUGGACACCAAGGAACUUGAAGCUCUCAACCUGUUCCAUUACAGCCCUGUCGAUGAGAAUGGGGGCGUGCUCUGUCCUCUUUUUUUUUUUUUUUUCCUGUAGUCCACAAUCAUCUCCUUUGUCUGGUCACGUUGAGGGAGAGGUUGUUAUCCUGGCACCACACAGCCAGGUCUCUGACCUCCUCCCUAUAGGCUGUCUCAUAAUUGUCGGUGAUCAGGCCUACCACUGUUGUGUCGUCGGCAAACUUAAUGAUGGUGUUGGAGUCGUGCCUGGCCAUGCAGUCAUGGGUGAACAGGGAGUACAAGAGGGGACUGAGCACGCACCCCUGAGGAGCCCCCUGUUGAGGAUCAGCGUGGCAGAUGUGUUGUUAAGUUGUUAACUACCCUUACCACUUGGGGGGAGGCCCAUCAGGAAGUCCAGGAUCCAGUUGCAGAGGGAGGGAGGUGUUUAGUCCCAGGGUCCUUAGCUUAGUGAUGAUCUUUGAGGGAACUAUGGUGUUGAACGCUGAGCUGUAGUCAAUAAAUAGCAUUCUCACGUAUGUGUUCCUCUUGUCCAGGUGGGAAAGGGCAGUGUGAAGUGCAAUAGAGAUUGCAUUAUCUGUGGAUCUGUUGGGGCGGUAUGCAAACUGGAGUGGGUCUAGUGUUUCUGGGAUAAUGGUGUUGAUGUGAGCCCUAACCAGCCUUUCAAAGCACUUCAUGGCUACAGACGUGAGUGCUACGGGUCGGUAGUCAUUUAGGCAGGUUAUCUUAGUGUUCUUGGCACAGGGACUGUGACCGACACAGAAUUGUCCACCGAGGAGUAUUUAGAUCGGUGUUUCCAAACUCCAGUCCUCCAGUACCCCCAACAGCACACACAGCCCCGGACAAGUGCACCUGAUUCAACUUGUCAACUAAUCAUCAGGUCCUCAAUGAGUUGAAUCAGGUGAGUUUGUCUUACAACAAAAUUGUGUGCUGUUGGGGGUACUCGAGGACUGGGGUUGGAAAACGCUGAUUUAGAUGUAAUUUUGCUUCCAAUGCCUCAUCGUGUAGUUGGCUUAAAAAUACUUAAACUGCAAAUCAAUCUAGCUAACUAGCUACUGUACCAAGGAUGGAGGCACAGACAAGUGGGAAAAUAGAUCGACACUGAAACAGAAUAUUUACAAGCCAGAUGGACAGAGACGUGCAUUUUGCAAGGAGCCAACGUUCACUUGGUAGGUUAUCAUUCCUCCUUGCAUAAUUAUUGUAGUCACUUCCAUGUGGUGUCAAUUAAUCGGCAGUGGGUAGUCCUAAAAAAAGCAUUACCUUACACGUGACCGCAUUUAGAAGGGUUCCUAUUUGAUAUGGCCUGUAAAGCUCACAUUUGAUCUGCAUAUUUUUUUCCUAAUGGAAACGUGGGGAUUGACAGUGGGAUUGACUGCUGUUGAUGUUCUUCCUACAGAUCUGACUUUGUGGCCUUGCCUUUCCAAGGGUCUGAGGUGAUCCUGGAAAGUAUUGCACCCCUUCCAGGUAUGUUUCAGCUGUAUUUAUGAAAACAGAAUAUCAAAAUGUUGUCAACAGUUUAAACUCUGCAUUUAAACAUGAAUUCAAGUUAAUGCUCUCAUCACUGCGAUAUCUCUUCCCUUUCUACUAGGAGAAGAAGGGUUCUCCGCUGCAGCCAAAUCUGCACUGGAGGAAAUGACACGAGGAUUGCCACUACUUGCACAGGUAGAGAAAAGAGAAGUGCAUGGAUAUGUCUCCCUCUCCUUCUGCUGGUGUACAGUCAGCACAAUGACAUAAGGAAAGGUUGUCGCUGUUCUUACCCUGUAUAUCUGCACACUCUCCAGGUCACAAACUGUCACACCAGUGGCAUUCCUUUGGUACAGAUAUGGAAAACCGAAGGAGAAGAGGUAUGCCAACUUUUUUCUUUUCUUUUUGGAAACAUGAAAGCAUCCACUCUGUAAAUAUGUGUAUGUUAAACCGCUUAAUUUAUAAAAGUAUUAUAAUGGGUUCAUGUUGCUAAUGUUUCUCUCUUGGUCUUUCAGUUGGUGUCUGUGAACCGUGCUCUG